This is a messenger RNA of Apus apus (common swift), 1431 nucleotides long. Its product is annotated as spidroin-2-like. The record is from RefSeq and is a predicted model, not a curated record. The transcript has 2 exons. NCBI's taxonomy places the organism in Eukaryota, Metazoa, Chordata, Aves, Apodiformes, Apodidae. Bases 1 to 1431 code for a protein of 476 amino acids.
AUGGCGGGCCUGACGCCGCCACGGGCCGGCGCCGCCGCCAUCUUCCCGCGGCCGCGCUGUGCCCCGCGCUCAGGGCGCCCCCUGCCGGCGCCGCGCGCCGCGCCACGGCGGCUCCGGGACGGGCUGGGCCGGGCACCCAGAGCCCGGGCACCCAGAGCCCCGGGCACCCAGAGCCUGGGCACCCAGAGCCUGGGCAUCCAGAGCCCGGGCACCCAGAGCCCCGGCACCCAGAGCCCGGGCACCCAGAGCCCGGGCACCCAGAGCCCCGGCACCCAGAGCCCCGGCACCCAGAGCCCGGGCACCCAGAGCCCGGGCACCCAGAGCCCCGGCACCCAGAGCCCGGGCACCCAGAGCCCGGGCACCCAGAGCCCCGGCACCCAGACCCUGGGCACCCAGAGCCCGGGCACCCAGAGCCCCGGCACCCAGACCCUGGGCACCCAGAGCCCGGGCACUCAGACCCUGGGCACCCAGACCCUGGGCACUCAGAGCCCCGGCACCCAGAGCCCGGGCACCCAGAGCCCCGGCACCCAGACCCUGGGCACUCAGAGCCCGGGCACUCAGAGCCCCGGCACCCAGAGCCCCGGCGGCUCUCAGAGCCCCGGCACCCAGAGCCCCGGCACUCAGAGCCCGGGCACUCAGAGCCCCGGCACCCAGAGCCCCGGCACCCAGAGCCCCGGCACCCAGAGCCCCGGCACUCAGAGCCUGGGCACUCAGAGCCCCGGCACCCAGAGCCCCGGCACUCAGAGCCCGGGCACUCAGAGCCCGGGCACUCAGAGCCCGGGCACCCAGAGCCUGGGCACUCAGAGCCCCGGCACCCAGAGCCCCGGCACCCAGAGCCUGGGCACUCAGAGCCCGGGCACCCAGAGCCUGGGCACUCAGACCCCGGGCACCCAGAGCCCGGGCACUCAGAGCCCCGGCACCCAGAGCCCCGGCACCCAGAGCCUGGGCACUCAGACCCCGGGCACCCAGAGCCCGGGCACCCAGAGCCCCGGGCACCCAGAGCCUGGGCACUCAGACCCUGGGCACCCAGAGCUCCGGCACUCAGAGCCCGGGCACUCAGACCCCGGUCACCCAGAGCCCGGGCACCCAGACCCUGGGCACCCAGAGCCCCGGGAACCCAGAGCCCCGGGCACCCAGAGCCCCGGGCACCCAGAGCCCCGGGCACUCACACCCUGGGCACUUAGACCCCGGGCAUCCAGAGCCCUGGGCACCCAGAGCCCGGGCACCCAAACCCUGGGCACCCAGACCCCGGGCACCCAGAGCCUGGGCACUCAAACCCUGGGCACCCAGAGCCCCGGCACUCAGAGCCCCAGGCACCCAGAGCCCCGGGCACUCACACCCUGGGCACUCAGACCCCGGGCACCCAGAGCCCUGAGAUGGCAAGGAAGGACCUUGGACCGAGGGGAGAUGGGCGGCAGGGCGAAGGGCUGA